Molecule: messenger RNA, 1985 nt
Organism: Oncorhynchus gorbuscha (pink salmon)
Lineage: Eukaryota; Metazoa; Chordata; Actinopteri; Salmoniformes; Salmonidae
Product: flotillin-2
Exons: 11
Coding region: 633-1838 (401 amino acids)
Biological process (GO): regulation of myoblast differentiation; protein localization to plasma membrane
Cellular component (GO): plasma membrane
Source: RefSeq, a predicted model, not a curated record
CAAAAUGCUUAAUUGUUAUUAAUGUAUGGGUAUUUUUUUAACCUGUUCGUUUGCCAAGUGUUUUCAGUUAAUGUAUAGCUAACGUUAGCUAGUUAAUGAAACAGUAAUUGCGUUGCUUUUGCGCGAUGGAUAAACAUAAAUCAUGGCUCGUCACUAACGUUAGUUAGUUGUUACUAGCCAUUGAUAAUGUCUCUAAAUUGAAUUACAUUACACAUUAAGAGUCAAUGGACGAAGGCGUCUUCUGUGGGGGAGUUUUAUCUGUACGGGCAAGUUUUAUUGUCUGGGUAGUUUUGUUUGGAGCACCGCUCAGUCUGAACAUUAACACACAUUGCUUGUAAUAUGAUUUGUGAAGCAUAAGGACUGUAUCUUUCAUAUCAGAGAAACCAUUCUCAAAAAAACGAAAUGUUACAUUGAUACACACCUUUUAUAGGGUUAGUGUUCCCACACAGCUAUAUUUCCGUGUUUACGGAAGACAGAGGGACCACCUGUACUAAUUAGCCAUCUAGCAUGCUCGGAACACCUGUGUGUAACCGAAGAAGGCCGCCAUAAACGUGUUGCUGUCGUCUGCAACUGUAAUAAAGCCAGUUAAAACAGUAUACGGUGCCUGUUGUGGCUCAGAUGAGAAGACUUACAUGGUGGGGGGCUGGGCCUGGGCCUGGUGGCUCAUCACUGACAUUCAAAGGAUUACACUGGAGAUUAUGACACUCCAACCUAAGUGUGAGGAUGUUGAGACUGCUGAAGGAGUCGCCAUCACUGUCACUGGGGUGGCACAGAUCAAAGUGAUGACAGAUCAUGAUCUUUUGGCAAUUGCUUGCGAGCAGUUUUUGGGAAAAUCCGUCCCUGAAAUCAAAGGAGUGGUUUUGCAAACCUUGGAGGGACAUUUACGCUCAAUUCUAGGCACACUGACAGUGGAGCAAAUCUACCAGGACAGGGACAAGUUUGCCCAGCUGGUAAGGGAGGUGGCAGCUCCCGACGUGGGCAGGAUGGGCAUCGAGAUCCUCAGCUUCACUAUCAAGGAUGUCUAUGAUAAACUGGACUACCUGAGCUCCCUGGGGAAAACUCAGACAGCAGCAGUUCAGAGGGAUGCAGACAUCGGUGUGGCAGAGGCAGAAAGGGAUGCUGGGAUAAGAGAAGCAGAGUGCAAGAAGGAGAUGAUGGAUGUCAAGUUCCUGGCCGACACCAAGAUGGCCGACUCCAAACGAAAACUUGAACUGCAGAAGGCUGCUUUCAACCAAGAAGUCAACACCAAGAAAGCGGAAGCUCAGCUGGCCUAUGAGUUGCAGGCAGCUAAAGAACAGCAGAAGAUCAGGCUGGAGGAGAUAGAGAUUGAAGUGGUUCAGAGGAAGAAGCAGAUCACCAUUGAGGAGAAGGAGAUUGUCCGCACAGAGAAGGAGCUCAUCGCCAUGGUGAAGAGGCCUGCCGAGGCAGAGGCAUACAAGAUGCAGCAGCUGGCUGAGGGACAGAAGAUGAAGAAGGUUCUGAUGGCCCAGGCGGAGGCAGAGAAGAUCCGGAGGAUAGGCGAGGCAGAGGCCUGCUCCAUAGAAGUUAUAGGGAAGGCUGAGGCUGAGAAGAUGAGGCUGAAGGCUGAGGCCUACCAGCAGUAUGGAGAGGCAGCCAAGACUGCUCUGGUUCUGGAGGCCCUACCCAAGAUUGCAGCCAAGGUGGCGGCACCGCUGGCCAGGACCAAUGAGAUAGUCAUCCUGAGCGGGAAGGGCAACCGUGUGACUGGGGAAGUGAAUCGCCUCCUGGCUGAACUUCCAGUGUCCGUCAACGCCCUCACUGGAAUUGACCUAUCAAAGAUCCCACUACUGCAGAAGAUGACCUAUGCUCAGGCCUGAAAACAAUCUCUCCCUUCUACUCCGAUAUCUGUUUUAUGCACUCCCAUAGACUGCCUUCAAUACACUUGAAAUUACACACACACACACACACACACACACACACACACACACACACACACACACACACACACACCACACACACACACA